GUCGCGCGAAUAAUCUCGGAUCGGAUCCGCGCUUUCGGUUUUGGUCAGACUCGUGUAAAGCCCGUGUGUCCCACUAAAUGAAUAUUCGGUUCGUUAGCCGCGCGACAUGCUCCAUUCUCAUUCAUUGUAUUUUCUGUGUGCACGGCGAAAUGUAAUUGGAAAAUAUUUUCCAAAAUGCAGAGGGACGAGUUUUCGCAUGAAAUCGCAGAUUCGUCGUGUAUAAACAUACUUCGAUGAUUUUGAAGAGGAGCAGAAAAAAAAAGCGGGUGGAAAUCGUAAAUGGCUAGCGGACGGUUUAAUUGGCUCGCGCCCUCUCUGUUGGUUCCUUUCUGCUCGAUCUUGAUCUCGUGGAGGGGCGAAAGAACGGCCGAACACCCUGAGAAGGGUUCAAAGGCAAAUGGCGAGGCAGCAGGAGCGUCUCUUCAGCUUCUGAAGUUAGACGUGCCUAGUAUAGCAGAUCCCAGGUGGGACAGAUUAACGCUGAGGUGCGAGUACGAUUUGGGAGGCGAGGAUUUGUAUUCAGUGAAAUGGUACAAGGACGGCGCGGAGUUCUUCAGGUACAUGCCCGAUUCGAGACCGCCGGGCCGUGAUUUCCCCGUCGACGGGGUCUACGUGGACGUGAACAAGAGCGAUAGCAAACAGGUGACGCUGCUGGGACAGGCGAACAAUCGAAGAGGCAAGGUGAAUCUCACGGGUUCAUACGGUUGCGAGGUGUCUUCGGAAGGACCGAGUUUCCUGACAAUCUACGGCGAGGCGAACAUGAGCGUGGCCAUUCUUCCAAAGCAAAGGCCGACGAUCCGCGGGCUCCGACCGUCUUAUGAAGCGGGUCAGACUUUCCAAGCGGAAUGUAACUCCGCGGCCAGCUACCCACCCGCCCAGCUCAUCUUUAUCCUCAACGGAAAAGAGGUAAACAAAAUGUUAACAAAGGAACUGCCAAGCGUGCCGUCCUCCGAAGACAGCAUUCUGUCGUCGACGCGGCAAAGGCUGACACUGCGUCUGGAGAGGCACCAUUUUCCCGGAGGUACCCUAACUCUGACCUGUCAGUCAAUCCUACCAGGAAUCGUGGGUGCGAAGCCACUCGAGAGAACAGAAACCGCGACCAUGGCCGCAAGCAAUCAACGAUUGGCCCAAGAACCGCCUAGAUCCAGCUCCUUCGUCAACUACCCACCCCCGAUCUUGAUCUACUGUCUAUUAACGAUCUUCGGAUCGCUGAAUCGCGGUAACUUAGCACCGUUGCAUGUUUAAUUGUCGAUUCGUUCGGUAAUCGUCACCGUAUCUCGCUCGCUCAUCUUUUCUUAUCCGGGCUUCUCAGAACGACCGACUAAAUUAAACUAAAUUAAACGAAAACCACCGUUGCGUUUGGGACUCAACGAUUCUCAACCGAUCGAAUUUCUCAAUACCGCACUGCCAAAUGUGAAUUCCGUUGCUCGUACAGAGGGAGUUCUCGCGGGAAAAGUGUCGGCGUCGACGUCCUCCCGAGGAAAUUUUUGCGAAAAUUUUACGUACGUGUACUACCGUUAGUGUACCAAAUACUUGUGAAUAACAAUUGCAUCGACGGUCGCGUAUAACGGCGACGAGACGAAGUUAUAGCAAUAUACUUUAACGAGAAGCGAAGACGAGUCGUUCACGCGAUAUAUGUACAUAGUGUAUGAUUGUUGUACGAAUUAGAUUUACGACGACGAUGUGUAUUUAAAGUGGGAGGGAGUGGAGGAUUUAAGGGUGUAACACGGUGAAAGUAAACGGAGAGGGAGAGAUCAAGAUCGCGACUCGGUGAUCGUGUGCUCGAUUGUUUUAUGAACGCGUGAUGUGAGCCGAGAGUGGAAUACGAUGGGAUCGAAGGGCGAAGGGUGUAAAUUUGAAUCUGACAAGGGAUAGGCUCUAGCGAUUCAUGUUUAUCACCUUUCAAAGUAUAAUUGCACUGUUUUUCCCUUGGUCUCUCGGCUGAUCCUUUUUGGUGACGUACAAGAAUUUAUAUACAUAUAAAUAUAAAUAUAUAUAUACAUAUAUAUAUAUACAUAUACAUAUAUGUAUACAGGAUAAAUUCGUCAUAUUUACGUUUUAUUGUAAUUUUACAUGAUCCAUAUCUGAUCGUUACGACACAUUUCAAGGAAUAAAGACAAACGUCAGGCAUAA
This is a messenger RNA of Ceratina calcarata, 2133 nucleotides long. RefSeq lists its product as uncharacterized. The record is from RefSeq and is a predicted model, not a curated record. The transcript is spliced from 5 exons. The coding region runs from base 280 to 1245 and encodes 321 amino acids. Lineage: Eukaryota; Metazoa; Arthropoda; Insecta; Hymenoptera; Apidae.